Cuscuta epithymum is the source of this 2018-nucleotide messenger RNA. NCBI's taxonomy places the organism in Eukaryota, Viridiplantae, Streptophyta, Magnoliopsida, Solanales, Convolvulaceae. The record is from the annotation of a GenBank genome assembly.
UGACCGUUCAUCGUCUAAGCUCAUCUUCCACCGUUCAUCACCUCCAUCCAUUUCGUUCAGCCGUUCAGGUUUCCCUAGCAUCUUCCCUAGAGAACUGAACAUCAACCGUAUCCAUUACUUUCAUCUAUCUAUCCAAUCUACGUCUUCAACCGGACCUCCGCCUCAUAAAGAGGUUCAGAUUUCACCCGAUAAUGUCGUCCAACUGUCCAAGAUUCCAGUUUUCCCAGCCUUCUCUAGGAACACUCACUUCCGAUGUUCCCCUGCGUGGCCAUCCUAUCCAUGGCGUAUAUAUCAGCAACCUUCUCCUGGCCAUUACACGCAUCCAUGGCUUCCAGAUUCAUCCAGGUACAUACUAAACUCAGCCCAACUGCACCUAAAACUCAGCCAAUCUCUUAAUGCAGCAAGGUUUGAGAAUUACCCCAACAGGCAAUACUCUUUUCAAAUAGUUGGUAUUCUGAAUAGCAGAUGUGAUAUCCAACAUUCAAACUCUUUUAUAAUGGAGAAGAGGUUGUACAUUAGCAAGGUAACUUUUCUUUUUCUAAUGAUCUUAUCAACAUUCUCAUACCAUGUGUACUUUUGGUGGUUCUACUCUCUAUUUUUGUAUCUGGUUGUUAGUGAUCAAUAUAGUUCCAGUAUAAGUAAUAAAAUAACAGUUACUCUUAUUCCAUCCAAUCCAUAUUUUAUGUUACAUUUAGCUCAACAUGUAUAUUAAGAAAACAAAGAAGCGGUUAAUUAUUUUUCCACUGUAACCUUAUCUAAAGAAGAAAAAUAUGGUCCACCAAGUGAAAAUGUUGAGAUGGAUAAAAUAUUAAAAGGGUAGAAUAAGAAGUCAAUAGUAAACUUUCAGAAAGUUAAAAGUAACCAUGUGCUAAAUUUCAAAGCAAAUCGCAUCUGAUUAAAAGAAAUAAAACAUUCAAUUGUUUUUUUGUGUUUCAUAAAAGCAUUAAGUAAUUACUAUUCUCUUAUUUCUGUGUCCAAAGUGCAUCAACAUCAGAACAAACGGUGUUGGAACACGGUGCGUCAGUGCACCCUCCUAAUUUGGUUUGUUUAUCCUCUAUUGCUUCUUUGCUAAUUAUUUUGAUGCUUAAAAAUCAAACCCACGAGGAUCUUCCUAAGAAUCAAAGGAAUAUGAAUUCAUCAACUUAUUCAACUCUAAUGAUAGCUUUAAUGGAAUCCCACGAGGAAGACCAGUCAUAGAGGGACGAAAAGGGCAGAUUAUUCAAUUGGACAAAGUAAGCUUAAAUUUUCAUCCUCUUCUUCACCCUGAAAGUGUAUAUGAGAUUAAAGACAUUUCAGAUUUUUAAUUUUAAAUCAAUACUUCACAGCCUGCUUGGGAGCCGAGGGUUUGAUCAAAUAUGUGAUAUUGAGAGAUUCUUUUUGUGUUUGUACCUAAAAGUGAAGCACCGAUUGUUGCUUUUAUAUACCUUUUCUUCAGAUUUGCUUGAGUAAAAAAUCUAUAGUUUCCAACUUUUCAUGUAUCCUAAUAAAGCUUCAUAAUUCACUGAUGAUAACUUUGGUUAAUAUUGUCAUGUUGCUACUACUCCAGAUCAAGUACUUUAUGUCAUAAUGAAGCUGCGCGCUGAAAGUGUUAAUGUUAUUGAUUUGAUUAGUUAUAAUAGCGGUCAAGUAAUUGAACAUUGGUAUCUUUUUAAUACAGAAUAGCAUUAUUUCCUUAUCACACAUUCACACCCGUGGUCUGCUGCUUUUUUAUUAUUAUUUAUUAUCUUGAUAUGGAUAUAGGUGUAUCUUUUAGGAGCAUUUCUUUUCUUUGAAUUUAGGCUCCAGGUAGAUGUUGGCCGGCAUGUUUCAUAUACUAACUCUAACUCUGCCGUUAUUUACAUGCAGCGUACUGAGAUUUCAUGAAGUAAUUAAUGUAUUAGAUUAAUGAUAAUAAUUUCUUCGUUUGUUAGAUUGAAAUAAAGUAAGUAAAAAUUUCAUGUUACAAUGUAAUAUAUUGUAUGGAGCAUAUGAAAUAUGUGCAUUGAUUUUGAUUUACGUUUUCAAGGAAACACUUAUGG